Fusarium verticillioides 7600 is the source of this 429-nucleotide messenger RNA. RefSeq lists its product as hypothetical. The record is from RefSeq and is a predicted model, not a curated record. The transcript has 2 exons. The coding region runs from base 1 to 429 and encodes 142 amino acids. NCBI's taxonomy places the organism in Eukaryota, Fungi, Ascomycota, Sordariomycetes, Hypocreales, Nectriaceae.
AUGGAGGUUCUUGGUGCCGUAGCCAGCUCCAUCGCCGUUGUGCAGGCGUUGGCAGCUGGGAAGCAUGCCAUCUCUAUUUUUCGAGAGAUUCCGGAUAUUCAAAAAGACUUUGACUAUCUGAUGAAGGAGUUGGAGAUGAUCAAAUCUAUGGCCCAAGCUGUCUCGAGAAUGGCUCCUGCCGAAAUGGAACAAGUACUCAUCAACACUGCGGCUCGAAACCUUAAUGGGAUCACCGCAGAACUCGAAGCGUUAUUACGUAUAUGUUCUCGCGAGAGUGGUCCAGAGGGGAACAAGAUGAGCAAGACAAAGAAGAGAAAGUGGCUUGUAGAGAAAAGCGACAUCAAGAAGCUCCAGCAGAGGAUGAAUCAAGCCAAGGAAACCCUUCACUUUGCUCUGAACUCGUCGCGGGCAUUCAACGAUAUUUGGUGA